AUGCCGGCCUCCACCAAGGCUCGCGCCGGGUCGGUGGCCGUCGUCGGCUCGGGCGUCUCCGGCCUCAGCGCGGCCUACCUGAUGCAUCGAAACGGCAAAAACGUCACGCUAUUCGAGUCCGGUGACGUGUGCGGAGGUCACGCGCUGACUGUGAACUCCACCGCCGGGCCCGUCGACCUCGGCUUUCAGGUGUUCAACCUCACGACCUAUCCGCACCUCGUCGGCCUCUUCAGCGAGCUCGGCGUGGAAUCGGAGCGCUCCGACAUGUCCUUCGCGCUGUCCACCGACGACGUCGAGUGGGGAUCGCUCGGCCUCAAGGCUGUGUUCGCGCAGAAGAAGAACCUCGUCUCGCCCAGUUUCCUCAACAUGAUCAGGGAGAUUCUCAAGUUUGGCAAGCGCGCGCCCGAGGUGCUCGAUCCGUCAAAGUCCGCCAAGUACGAGUCCAUGACCCUCGGCGAGUACCUCACGACGAACGGCUACUCCAAAUUCUUCGUCGACAACUACGUCGUCCCCAUGUGCGCGGCCAUCUGGUCGUGCUCCGACCGGGACACGAUGGCGUUUCCGGUGACGACGCUCAUCAGGUUCUGGGUCAAUCACCACUUGCUGAACGUCAUCGAGCGACCGCUGUGGAGGGUGGUCAAGGGUCGGUCCAAGGCGUACGUGGACGCGGUGUGCGCCGCGCUCCCGGACGUUCGCACGUCAACCCCGGUCAUCGCCGUGGAGCGCGUGCCGGGCGGCGUCAAGGUGACCCAUAAGGGACCCGGGGGCAACAAACCGACGUCGGAGCUGUUCGAAGACGUCGUCUUCGCCUGCCACUCCGACCAGGCCCUCGCCAUCCUCGGCGACGCCGCGUCCUCCGCGGAGAAGGCCGCGCUGGGUGCCAUCAAAUACCAGCCAAACGAGGUGUACCUUCACGGCGACGAGUCGUUGAUGCCCCGGAACCGAGACGCUUGGGCGAGUUGGAACUGCCUCAAGGGCUCGCGAGGGUGCGACUCUGAUGACAAGUCCGUGUGCGUGUCGUACUGGGUGAACCUACUCCAGAACCUGCCGCAGGGUACCCCCGACUUGUUCGUCACGCUCAACCCUCCGACGCCCCCGUCCAAGGAGUCGACGCAGUAUCACGUCACCCUGGCGCACCCCCUGUUCAACAAGGAGGCGAUUGACGCGCAAAAGACGAUUGAGGGGUUGCAGGGCUCGGGCGGGGUCUGGUUCUGCGGCGCGUGGUGCGGGUACGGUUUCCACGAGGACGGGAUCCGAUCCGCCGUGCACGUGGCGGAUAAGAUGUUCGGCAAGAGCUCCGUGCCCUGGGACCCCCGACCGUGCGACCCCCACCUUGACUGGACGACCAAGGCGGCGCUUCCCCUCUUUCGACGCGUCGGCGGGUCGUGGGUGCCCCCCGGCCGCUGCUUUAAGAUGAUCCUACCCAACGGCGACGAGCUGUCCAUGCGAGGCAGGCCCUUGCCCCCCGGGCAAACUCUGGGCGAGUCCGUCGACGGCAAGCCGCUUUCGGAGACGGUGACGGUGCAGGUGUUCGACCAGAGGAUGUUCAUGCAGACGGUGCUGCGCGCGGAUAUCGGUUUCGGCGAAUCCUACAUGAAUGGCGAUUUCGAUUGCGAGCUCUACGAGCUGCUGGACAUGCUCUGCUCCGGGCAUCCCGCGAACACGGGUGCGAGCAAGGGAGCGGACACCGGCGUUCCAUCCCUCGGAAACGACAUCGUGGGAAUGGCCGGAAGCGUGUUGCACUGGCUGGGAGCGAAGAUGGAAUUCGCCGCGCACGCGGCUCUCAGCAACACGAAGGAGGGAAGCAAGAAGAACAUCGAGUACCACUACGACGCGGGUAACGCGUUCUACAAGCUCUUCUUGGACGAAACGAUGCUCUACUCCUCGGGUAUCCACCAGCCUCUCGACACUCGGGAGAAACACCUGGAGUCGGCGCAGUACGCCAAGAUUGACGCGAUGAUCGACAGACUCGGGCUCGACGGCGACGGCUCCGGACAGUCCGUCCUCGAGAUUGGUUGCGGCUGGGGCACCUGCGCGAUCCGCAUGGCGACGCGCUACCCCGGCUUGAGGGUCACGGGGCUGACGAUCAGCAACGAACAGUUCGCGGAAGCGAGGGCGAGAGUUAAGGCUGCGGGCAUGCAAGACAGAGUGGACAUAGUCAUGCGAGACUACCGCGACGAGAAUGGCGUCUACGACGGCGUCAUAUCCAUCGAGAUGCUCGAGGCUGUCGGACACGAACAUCUCCCAGGGUACUUCCAGACGGUGUCGGGUGCGCUCAAACCCGGGGGCAAGGCUGCCAUCCAGGUCAUCACCAUGCCUGACGAACGCUACGAGAGCUACUGCAAGAGUGAGAGCGACUUCAUCCGCGCGUACAUUUUCCCAGGUGGGCACUUGCCGUCUGUGGGAGCCAUGACCGGCGCGGCGAACCCCGUGGGGCUGAAGCUGCAGAGCUACGACGAUAUCGGCGAGCACUACGCGGUGACGCUUCGCCUGUGGCGCGAGCGCAUGAUGCACAGGGCCGAGACGGUCCUCGGACUCGGGUACAGUCGCAAGUUUUUGCGCAUGUUCGAGUUCUAUUUCGCCUACUGCGAGGCGGGUUUCGCGCAUCGCCUCAUCCACGACCUUCAGAUGA
Micromonas commoda is the source of this 2632-nucleotide messenger RNA. RefSeq lists its product with no specific name. The transcript has 3 exons. The annotation marks the transcript as partial. NCBI's taxonomy places the organism in Eukaryota, Viridiplantae, Chlorophyta, Mamiellophyceae, Mamiellales, Mamiellaceae. Gene Ontology annotation, molecular function: oxidoreductase activity. The record is from RefSeq and is a predicted model, not a curated record.